Elephantulus edwardii (Cape elephant shrew) is the source of this 2202-nucleotide messenger RNA. It is a transcript of the gene NBN, whose product is annotated as nibrin. The coding region runs from base 196 to 2202 and encodes 668 amino acids. The transcript has 15 exons. The record is from RefSeq and is a predicted model, not a curated record. Gene Ontology annotation, cellular component: Mre11 complex; nucleus. Gene Ontology annotation, molecular function: damaged DNA binding. NCBI's taxonomy places the organism in Eukaryota, Metazoa, Chordata, Mammalia, Macroscelidea, Macroscelididae. Gene Ontology annotation, biological process: mitotic G2 DNA damage checkpoint signaling; double-strand break repair via homologous recombination; telomere maintenance.
CUUUUGACUGGUGUUGAAUACAUUGUUGGAAGGAAAAACUGUGGCAUUCUGAUUGACAACGAUCAGUCCAUUAGUCGAAAUCAUGCCGUCUUAACUACUAACUUUCCUGGAACCAAAUUGAGUCAGACAAAUGAAAUCCCUGUAUUGACAAUAAAAGAUAAUUCUAAGUAUGGGACCUUUGUUAAUGAAGAGAAAAUGCAGAAUUGUGUUUCUAAAACUUUGAAGACAGGGGACAGAGUUACCUUUGGUGUUUUUGACAGUAAAUUCAGGGUGGAGUAUGAACCAUUGGUUGCCUGCUCUUCUUGUUUAGAUGCCACUGGGAAAAUGGCUUUAAAUGAAGCAAUUUUUCAACUUGGAGGACUUUGUGUGAACAGUUGGACAGAAGAAUGUACUCAUCUUGUCAUGAUAUCAGUUAAAGUGACCAUUAAAACAAUAUGUGCACUCAUUUGUGGACGUCCAAUUGUAAAACCAGACUACUUUACUGAAUAUCUCAAAGCAGUUCAGUCCAAAAAACCACCUCCACAAAUGGAAAGUUUUUACCCACCCAUUGAUGAACCAACUAUCGGAAAUAAAAAUAUUGAUCUCUCAGGGCGACUGGAAAGGAAGCACAUCUUCAAAGGGAAGACAUUUGUAUUUCUAAACGCCAAACAGCAUAAAAAAUUAAGUCCAGCAAUUGAUUUUGGAGGUGGGGAAACCAGAUUGAUAACAGAAGAAAAUGAAGAAGAGGCUAGUUUCUUUUCAGCUCCUGGAACCUGUGUUGUUGAAGUAGGAAUAACAAAUUCACAGACUUUCAUUUCUGACUCUCAGAAAAACUUGAUUCCUUCAGUUAUGGAUAUUCUCAAGAGGCAGGGUCUUAGACCCAUUCCUGAAUCAGAAAUUGGACUGGCAGUUAUUUUCAUGACUACAGAGAAUUACUGUGAUCCUCAGGGCCAGCCUGCUAUAGGAUUAAAGCCAACCACUCCAGGUCCAAGCCUUUCCCAAGGCUCAUCAUUCAGUGAAAGACUAAUGCCAACUGUCCCAGUGAACGCCACAACAUAUGUAGCUGGCACAGAAUCGGAGCCAGCUGACACAUGGGAUUUUAGCGAAAGGCCAAAUGAAAUCAGAAUCUCCAGGACAGAGCAAAAAUUUGGAAUGCUUUCACAAGAAAUGUCCACUGUAAAGGACCCCGCCAAACCCAGCUAUUACAAGAAUAAAGUCUCAAAUACCCUGAGUAAGAUGAAAACCCCACACUGUCAGCUUUCACCAACUAAAUCCCCAGGUGUGAGUAAAAGUAGAGACCGGGCUUCUCAGCAGCAGCAGACCAACUCAAUCAAAAACUACUUUCAGCCUACAACCAAAAAAAGGGAAAGAGAUGAAGAAAAUCAAGAAACACCUUCAUCCAAAUCAGCAAGAAUGGAAAUGUCUUGUUCUCUUUUGGAGCAAACACAACCAACUACACUCUCAACAUGGAAAAAUAAGGAACAGCAUCUGUCUCAGAGCGAACCUGUGGACAAAACAUCAGAGAAUUUAUUUACAGAUUUAAAAUCUAGUAUGAAAAACACCAAUCAGUCUCUUCCUGCAGAAAAACUAAUAUCAAAAAAAAGAAAACAGACUGAUGAUUUAGAACUAGAAGAUAAAGUAUUAGAAGAGUUACUCAGGAACACAGAACCAGAGCUGGAAAUUGAAUUGAGUGUUAAAAAACAAGAGAAAGACAUCAAUGUCAGGAAAAAACCAAGGCUGAUUAAAGAAUCAGAUGGUGGUUUUAAUGAUGACACACUUCCAGACAAUAACAAAAUACCUCCAGAGAGUGAAAUCAAGAAGAAAUGUAACAUCAAAGAAGAAUCAGUAUGGUCAGCUAAAGAAAAGCUGUCUAACAAUGACGAGCUUCAGGACGAUGGGGAGAUGCUUCCAAGGAAUGUGAUAGUGACUGAGUUCAGGUCCUUGGUGGUUACAAACUCUACCUCCAGAAACCCAUCCAGUGUACAUGGAGAUUAUGGUCAGCUAAAAAAUUUUAAGAAAUUCAAAAAGGUCACAUUUCCUGGAGCAGGGAAACUUCCACAUAUCAUUGGAGGAUCAGAUCUAAUAGCUCAUCAUGGGCGAAAAAAUGCAGAAUUAGAAGAGUGGUUAAGGCAGGAAAUGGAGGUGCAAAAUCAACAUGCAAAAGAAGAGUCUCUUGCCGAUGAUCUAUUUAGAUAUAAUCCUAAUGUAAAAAGGAGAAGAUAA